AUGGAUUCCCGCGUGCAGGACUAUCUUGACGAUAAAUUCCAGUCCUCGGCCGACUUGGAAUCUUUGGAUUCGCUGCUGGAGAAUGUCAAAAGUCAGCAAGAGCUGCUGAAACAACAGCUCGACGACGCAAGGCGAGAUCACGAUGGCGCCAAACGAAAGGCCGAGCAGCAUAUCGAGUCGAUUCAAAGAAAGGCACAAGCCUUUCAGAAAGAGCAAAGCAGCAUGGAUCGCCGACUCCUUGUGGUCACCCAAUCCGAGACAAGCGAUGAUGCGGUGCGCAAGUUCGAAUCGAGCAUGGAAAAGUUGCGAAAGCUGGAUGUGGCUGCUGGAUACGUCGAGUUGCUACAGUCGGUGGACAGGUUGCGAACGGAAUGCACAUCACAACUCGGCAAGUCGGACGAAGCUGCCAUGGAGCCAUACGGAAAGCUACGCCAUCUCGUGACGAGCUUGCGGCCGUUGCAGGACGCGGCAGAAGGCGCUGCUCCGCAUCUGCUAGACUACAUCGCUCGCCAGGCUGAAGAUCUGCGUCAGACUAUACAAAAUUCGUUCGCGGCCGAUCUGGAAGGCACGCUGAAGAAGAUGAACUGGCCGAAGCCGACCGACACCGUGCCCUUGGCCUUGGAGAAGGAAUGGAGUGCGAACGUUGUUCGCCUCCUGAAGCUACAACAACAGGAUUUGCUGGACCUGGAACACAGCGUAUCCACCCAAGCUCCCAAGCAAGAGCCACCCGCAUUAUGGGCCCUGGAGGUCAUGGUCCACGCGCUGGAGCAGCGAUUCAUCUACCACUUCUCCGGAAACAAAGCUACGAAUCGCUUGGACAAGCCCGAGUACUUCCUGCACCACACAACCGAGUUGCUGUCUACAUACUCGACCUUUUUGCAGAAUGCAGUCCAGCCUCUGCUUGUGCAGCAGUUCAGAGGGACCGACCUGUCGCUCACUCCGGCAUACAUCGAUGCACUCUCAGCAUUCAUCACAGCCCUGCUUCCGAUGCUCAAGAGGAAACUCUACAGCUUUGCUACCCAGGUGUCCAGUCAGCCUCAGCUGCUCAGCCAUCUGAUUCACGAAGUCAUGGCUUUCGACGCCACUCUACAAGAAUCCUACUCCUACUCGCCGAUCUCGCCUUCCCUGCCCUGGCGUGGCCUCGCGCACUUCCUGUUGGACACGUGCGGAUAUUUUGCACAAUGGCUAACAGUCGAGCGCGACUUUGCAGUCGCUCGCUACCAAUCCAUCAUCGAUGCCUCCGACGCCGGCGAACUCGACUACGACUCCGUCAGCUCCGAAGCCGCGAAACCAAUGAAAGCCGCCGUUCGCCUCAACGACCUGCUGGAGACAGUCACCAAUCGCUAUAGACCCCUGGCAAGCUUCAGCCAGAAGAUGCGCUUCCUCAUCGACAUUCAAAUUUCCAUCUUCGACCGCUUCAAUCUCCGGCUGCGCAACAGUCUCGAUGCCUUUGUUGCCAGCAGCUCGACCAUCGGCCGUACAGUCCCGGGCGUAUCGGUGGAGCGACAGAGCGAAGUGCAGGGCAUUAAAGGGUUGGAUCGAUUGUGUCGCGUUUUUGGAUCGGCAGACUACCUAGAGCGAGCCAUGCGCGACUGGAGUGACGAUGUCUUCUUUCUCGAGUUGUACGAAGAGUUACAAGCUCGGGUGAAGGAGCCGGAGCGAGUGAACCGCCAUCUCGGCGACAUUCAAGAGGUGCAGCAGAAAACGAGCGGUGCGAUUGGUGAAGACGGCGAGACAGAUGGCGAAUUACAGGGUGCGCUGUUCGACGAAACCGCAGGGCUAUAUCAUAGCCUGCGGGUGCGGAGCGAGAACAUGAUCAUCGAAAUGCUCAGCUACUCUCUCCGCGAGACGCUGCGACCGUACGCUGCCGUCACUACGUGGGGUUCGCUGACCUCUGCCUCUGCUACCACCGGAGGCAGUGCGCCAUCGGCCGAGUUGGACCCAAUGCUACGCCUGAUUACUGAGUACUUUGGCUUCUUGGGCAAGGCCGUUGGCAAAUUGGCGGCGAGGCGGAUCAGUCGACAGGCGCUGCACGCGAUACAGAAUUACAUCUGGGACCAAGUGCUGCUCCGACACUUCUUCUCGACUGCUGGCGCCUUGCAGCUGUCCACGGACGUGGCUACCAUUUGCUCGCACGUCGAUCGGUUUGUUGGCAUGGGCCAGGGCCGGGCGGGGAUGAGGAGGCUUGUGGAGGGGAGUGUGCUCCUCGGUCUACCUGUGCGCGGCGAGAUCCCGCGAGUGCAACGCGGGAAAUCUGGAGAAGAAGGCGAGGAGGCUUUUGAUGAAGACACAGCGUGGGAGGAAGACGAUGCAGAUACUGGGGACGGCGGAGAGAAGAAGUUGGGUCUGUUCGAAGUAGACAGGCUGUUGUUCACGGACAAUGAGAGUGCAAGGCAAGUGGUGCGGGAGCUGGGGCUGGAGAUGCUGAGUGUGGGCGAUGCUCGAGAGGUGCUGAAGAGAAGGGUGGAGGUGCGGAGUUGA
Neohortaea acidophila is the source of this 2481-nucleotide messenger RNA. RefSeq names its product TIP-1 family-domain-containing protein. The transcript has 2 exons. Gene Ontology annotation, biological process: endoplasmic reticulum to Golgi vesicle-mediated transport; retrograde vesicle-mediated transport, Golgi to endoplasmic reticulum; regulation of ER to Golgi vesicle-mediated transport. NCBI's taxonomy places the organism in Eukaryota, Fungi, Ascomycota, Dothideomycetes, Mycosphaerellales, Teratosphaeriaceae. The record is from RefSeq and is a predicted model, not a curated record. Gene Ontology annotation, cellular component: Dsl1/NZR complex. The coding region runs from base 1 to 2481 and encodes 826 amino acids.